ACCGAAAAGCCCCACAUAUAAAUACGGGAAGAGGAAACUCGGGCGGGUCACUCUGCUCUUCUUCUGAUUUUGUGAUGGCUUCAUUCACUCUGCUCUCCUCUUUCUCUUCUACUAAAAAAAACACUCGCAUCUCUUCCUUCUCUUCUUCUUCUACUGCCUCUUCUCUCUAUCGCACAAGCUUUGCUCCCAAACGAACCCGGCCUCUCAACUCCGUCAUUAAUUGUGGAAUCAAUGAACCAGCGAAUGAGAAGCCUAAUGUGCCAAUCAUUAAUGAUGUGAUACUUCCAACGUUCUUGCAAGCCAAAUGCUCAGAGAAUGCAGUCACCAGAGAUAACACCAAGCUGAAUCCAAAACUGAAGUUAUUUUCUGGAACUGCGAAUCCUUCACUUUCUGAGGAAAUUGCUUGGAACAUGGGGCAUGAACUGGGGAAGAUCACCAUCAAGCGCUUUGCUGAUGGUGAAAUUUAUGUCCAGUUGCAAGAAAGUGUUCGAGGAUGUGAUGUUUUCUUGAUUCAGCCCACUUGCCCUCCAGCCAAUGAAAACCUUAUGGAGCUUUUGGUGAUGAUAGAUGCAUGCCGAAGGGCUUCAGCCAAAAAUAUCACUGCUGUGAUUCCAUAUUUUGGAUAUGCCAGAGCUGAUAGGAAGACACAAAAUCGUCAAUCCAUUGCUGCCAAAUUGGUUGGGAACGUUAUAACAGAAGCAGGUGCAGAUCGUGUUCUAGCUUGUGAUCUUCACUCUGGGCAAUCCAUGGGUUAUUUUGACAUUCCAGUGGACCAUGUACACUGUCAGCCUGUUAUCACGGAUUACCUUGCUAGCAAGAAGAUUAGUUCCAAUGAUAUGGUGGUGGUCUCUCCUGAUGUCGGGGGAGUUGCUAGAGCACGUGCUUUUGCAAAAAAGUUGGAUGCACCUUUAGCCAUUGUCGACAAAAGAUUCCAGGAGCACAAUCAUGCUGAGGUUAUGAACCUGAUUGGUGAUGUUAAAGGAAAAGUUGCUGUCAUGGUUGAUGACAUGAUUGACACAGCAGGGACUAUUUGCAAAGGUGCAGAACUUUUGCACGAAGAGGGAGCACGGGAAAUCUAUGCAUGCUGCACACAUGGUGUUUUUAGCCCCCCUGCAAUUGGAAUGUUGUCAAGUGGCUUAUUUGAAGAGGUUAUCACCACAAACACAAUUCCUGUGAUGGACAGACACUACUUCCCCCAGCUGACUGUUCUCUCAGUUGCAAACCUUCUUGGUGAAACAAUUUGGCGUGUCCAUGGUGAUCGUUCCGUGAGCAGCAUUUAUCAGUAGGCAACAAUACAAGUUAUAUAGUUUUUCCAGCGUUGUUUUCCUAUAUACGUAGCCAAAAUAGAAACUAGGGAAGGGUUAAAGGGUAGACCUGCAAAAGAAACUUCAUCAAAUAGGAUCAGAUAGGCAAAUGCUGGAAGAAUGAAUGAUGUUAAUAGGAUCGUCCAACUCAUCAUAAUUUAAAAAAAUUUAAAAUCUUCUUCUUACUCCACUA
This is a messenger RNA of Solanum pennellii, 1497 nucleotides long. RefSeq names its product ribose-phosphate pyrophosphokinase 1-like. The coding region runs from base 75 to 1286 and encodes 403 amino acids. The transcript is spliced from 8 exons. Gene Ontology annotation, biological process: ribonucleoside monophosphate biosynthetic process; 5-phosphoribose 1-diphosphate biosynthetic process; purine nucleotide biosynthetic process. Gene Ontology annotation, molecular function: magnesium ion binding; ribose phosphate diphosphokinase activity. NCBI's taxonomy places the organism in Eukaryota, Viridiplantae, Streptophyta, Magnoliopsida, Solanales, Solanaceae. The record is from RefSeq and is a predicted model, not a curated record. Gene Ontology annotation, cellular component: ribose phosphate diphosphokinase complex; cytoplasm.